UUUAAUCAUUAUAUGAUUGUUCUCACUGCAACCAUAACUAUCCUCCAACUGAUACUGCUCUUUACUUUCACUCCACAUGUACCCAUGAAGUUGCUCGAAGUCACGGACAUCAUCCAGAACAGAGACUUUUGCCUUUGAACUGAACUGUUGCCUGCCGGUCUCUUGCACUUCUCCCCAAAAAGACUCUGUUUCCCAAAGGAAUCCUCAACUCCAUCAUUCUCUAACAGCGAUCAGCUCACUGAAUUCUGUGUUGUGUAACUGUUGUUGUUGUGUGUCUCCUUUAUCAUCUGAAAAUGUCACCGAAAAUGUUGUUUUGUUGUGCUGUUAUCCUAUGCCACCUGGUUAUUGUUACUGAUACUCUGUAUGACAGCCAUCAUGAUGUGCACAAGGACAACACUUUCCUGAAAACUGCUCAUGGGUUGGCCCAGGCCAAACGUAAGCAUUCGUGUUGGGUAUGCGGGUUAAUGCCAUCUGCCUCUGAAGUGUAUCCUUACAUAGCCAUCCCCUUUACCAUCCCUGAGUAUGUAGCAGCCUUUAACAGUACUACAAAUGGUUCCCCUGAUGACAUCUUUCCCAAUCCUCCAUGGGUCGGAGGGCCCCCUACUAAGCUUUAAAUUGAGUUAUGCCCCACGUGGUGUGAUCUGUUGGGUGGCCGACAAGAGUGGACGGUCGGUGGUAGGUCGGAGCAUCUGCCCAUAUGAAGUUCAGGUUGGACAGACUGAGGUUUCCAUUGAACAGUCAGGUGAAGUGGUCACUAAUGCACUAGCCCCUGUACGUGGUUCCAUGUUUGUGUGUGGACAGUAUGCAUAUUCCUAUCUUCCCCCUAAUUGGCAAGGCUCAUGUUAUCUAGCUUAUGUUGUUCCAGCUGUGAGGAUUGUGGAGAGGGAACAUUUGGUGGGUGAGUCAACAUCCAUACACCCUAGGACUAAGCGUGACGCUUUUGGGGGUCACAGUAUUGUUGCAACCCCGACACAGAGAUUCUUUGCCGCUUUAAUUCCAACUUAUGGCCUAACUGUGGCGCUUGAUGAGAUUAGAGACCUGGUACACAUUGUUGAUGUAGUAGCUAAUGACACUGCACGCGCUCUUUCAGACAUUAACCGGGAACUGUAUGCAGUAAGACGGGUUGCCCUUCAGAAUAGGCUCUGCCUGGACGUGGUUUUGGCCAGUAAGGGAGGUGCUUGUGCUCUGAUUGGACAGGAAUGCUGUACUUACGUGCCUGACUCGACCGGUAAUGUCUCAAAUUACAUCAAAGAUAUUUACACCAACGUGCAGCAGCUUAAGCGGGAUAAUGGUAGCUGGUCCCUGGGAGGUUGGUUGAGUAGCUGGGGUGGGUCCCUGUUUGCUCAGAUUGUCCAGUUCAUUAUGCCCCUGCUCAUUCCCAUCUUUGUCAUUUACUUAGCUAUCCAAGUGGUGUUGUGUAUCAUCAAGCGUGCCACUACUACCACUCCAAGAUUGGCCCCUGUUAGAGCACCUCCUGCUGCCCAGCCUCGGGAUGAACCGAGGAUGUGGGUUUGAUUCCUUUCCUUUUUAAUUUCCUUUUAUGUGUGAGCCAAUCCUCCGGAACGAAAUCAGUUAUUAUUAUGUUUUUCUUUUAAGAUGCCGGCACUU
This is a messenger RNA of Alosa sapidissima (American shad), 1608 nucleotides long. Its product is annotated as endogenous retrovirus group PABLB member 1 Env polyprotein-like. The coding region runs from base 550 to 1515 and encodes 321 amino acids. The record is from RefSeq and is a predicted model, not a curated record. Lineage: Eukaryota; Metazoa; Chordata; Actinopteri; Clupeiformes; Clupeidae. The transcript has 2 exons.